AUGCCUUCUCUCACCGGCUCGGCCCGUGGGCUCGACGCGCCAAGUGAAACCGCGCCGAGUGAAACGUACCUCGGCGACGUGGUCGAGCAUUUCAAGCACAAAUCCGAGGCCGAAGAUGCUGUCAAGGACGAGUCCUCGACGAUCAGCACCGCCGCGCCCGCCGCGCCCGCCGCGCCGCCGGCUCAGCUCGAGAUCCCCGACGGCGGGUUGGCCGCCUGGCUCCAGGUGGUGGCGUCCUUCUUCCUCUUUUUCAACUCGUGGGGCCUCGUCAACACCUACGGCGCCUUCCAGACCUACUACGAGACGGCGCUGCUCGAGCGCAGCGGCUCCUCGGCCAUCUCGUGGAUCGGGUCGAUCCAGGCGUCGCUCCUGCUCAUCGUCGGGCCCUUUAGCGGCCCGCUCUUUGACCUGGGCUACGUCAAGACGCUCACCGUCGGCGGCACCGUCCUCAUCGUCGUCGGCAUGAUGACGACCAGCGUGGCCACAUACUACUACCAGGUCCUCCUCGCCCAGGGCAUCUGCACCGGCCUCGGAAUGGGCGCCAUCUUUAUCCCCAGCAUCGCCGUGCUGCCCGCCUGGUUCUCGUCGCGCCGCGCCUUUGCGGCGGGCAUCUCGGUCUGCGGCAGCAGCCUCGGCGGCAUCGUCUACCCCAUCGUCUUCCGCCGCCUCGAGCCCCGCAUCGGCUUCGCAUGGACGACACGCGUCAUCGCCUUUGUGGUGCUCGCGACGCAGGCCGUCGCCAUCGCCCUGAUGCGCAAGCGUGGGCCCAACACGGCCGCCCGCAGCCUCAUCGACACGUCGGCCUUUACCGAGCCCGCCAUGCUCUCGUUUGGCAUCGCCGGCCUCCUCGCCUUCAUGGGCCUCUACGUUCCCUUCUACUACAUAUCCUCGUACAGCGUGGCCAAGAUCCCGGGCAUGGACGGCGAGCUGGCCUUCUACCUCGUGCCGCUCCUCAACGCCGGCAGCGUCAUCGGGCGCAUCAUCCCCAACUUUCUCGCCGACAAGACGGGCAGCAUCAACAUGUUUGUCGUCAGCUGCGUCGGCGCCGCCAUCACCGCCUGGGCCUGGCUCACCAUCGACCGCGUCUGGCAGGUCGUCGUCUUUUCCAUCUUCUACGGCGCCUUUUCCGGCAGCUACGUCUCGCUCCAGGGCCCCGCCGUCGCCAUGCUCACAAAGGACAAGAGCAGGUUCGGCGUGCGCCUCGGCACCUUUUGCCUCUUUUGCGCGGCGGGCAUGCUCGUCGGCAACCCGGUCGCGGGCAAGCUCCUCAACCUCGACACGGGCGACUUCCGAGGCGCACAGAUCUUUUGCGCAUCCCUCAUCGUCGCCGCCACCGCCUUCAUGGUCGCGACGAGGUUCUUUUGCGUCGGCACCGCGUUCUUGGUCAAGGUCUGA
Messenger RNA from Pseudozyma flocculosa PF-1, 1395 nucleotides. RefSeq lists its product as uncharacterized. Gene Ontology annotation, molecular function: transmembrane transporter activity. NCBI's taxonomy places the organism in Eukaryota, Fungi, Basidiomycota, Ustilaginomycetes, Ustilaginales, Ustilaginaceae. Gene Ontology annotation, biological process: transmembrane transport. The coding region runs from base 1 to 1395 and encodes 464 amino acids. Gene Ontology annotation, cellular component: fungal-type vacuole membrane. The record is from RefSeq and is a predicted model, not a curated record. The transcript has a single exon.